AUGGAAGGGGCCUGUAUGGACAUAUCAACACAUAUAUCAGAUAAGAAAGAAGUCCAAGUGAAGAAAGCGCUUAGCAAGAACGACACCAGAGAACUGACGGGACCCCCGGGACCAAUGAGCGAGAGCUCCGACCGAAGUCCCCGUGAGCAGGAUCCUACGACGAAAAAGAAACCAUCCCAGCAACCCAGCAGCGAAGCCUGA
Necator americanus (New World hookworm) is the source of this 201-nucleotide messenger RNA. RefSeq lists its product as uncharacterized. The record is from RefSeq and is a predicted model, not a curated record. NCBI's taxonomy places the organism in Eukaryota, Metazoa, Nematoda, Chromadorea, Rhabditida, Ancylostomatidae. The transcript has a single exon. The coding region runs from base 1 to 201 and encodes 66 amino acids.